ACAUACGUGUAACUCUCAAGGGGCAUCAAUUUGAGGGUCCCGUUUGUUCACCACCAUCAAUCCCUCGUCGCAUGGAGGAAGAGCAGAAACACUGACGGUGCCAGAUAAGGAGCGGAGGAGUCUCCGAUCCUUCUUUCUUUCCUCUUCUUCGUCACUGUCAUCAUUUUCCAUUUUCUUUUUCUGUUCCUCAGCUUGUCUACUGGUGAAGAGACCGAGGGUGCUGUUCGUCUUUGAACCCUUCUUAUGGAUCGUGCUGUAGUCGCCCACCUGCCCACUUCCUCAUCUUCGCUCUCCUGCUGCUCUCCUUACUCUGCGCCGCUGAGGAGGAAGACGGCGCGUCCUGCUUCUCAAAUUGGGGUUCCGACGCUUUCUUUCUUUUGCAAUUCUGCUUUCUCUCCAUGCACUGCCAGGCUAGUUACCGGCAUUCCUCCGGUGGGCAAGGUCCGGCUUGGAUGUAGACGUGUUUCGCCGUCAGCCACGCCCAAUCGACGGCUCUCUUCUGUCAGGGCAUGUUCUAAAGUUGGAGCGGCUGGUUCAAAUUCACUACCAAACAAGUUUUCACAAUUCAGUGAUGCAUGUUGGCGGUUUCUAAGGCCUCAUACGAUUCGUGGGACGGCCUUAGGAUCUGUAGCUUUGGUGACUAGGGCUUUGCUUGAGAAUCAACAUCUGAUAAACUGGUCGCUGUUGUUGAAAGCCAUUUCUGGCCUAAUUGCGCUUAUCUGUGGAAACGGCUACAUAGUGGGAAUCAACCAAAUAUAUGAUAUCGGAAUUGAUAAGGUAAACAAACCUUAUUUGCCUAUAGCUGCUGGGGAUCUUUCAGUUCAGUCUGCAUGGAUCCUGGUCUUGUGUUUUGGCAUAGCUGGUCUUGCAAUAGUCUCAUCAAAUUUUGGAACUUUCAUCACAGCCUUGUACACUCUUGGUCUCUUGCUGGGUACCAUUUAUUCUGUUCCUCCUUUUAGACUGAAGAAAUUCCCAGUUGCUGCAUUUCUUAUAAUUGCUACAGUUCGUGGAUUUCUUCUAAAUUUUGGGGUAUAUUAUGCCACAAGAGCAGCCUUAGGGCUGAAGUUUGAAUGGAGUGCAGCUGUUCUUUUCAUUACCAUCUUCGUGACAGUGUUUGCAUUGGUCAUCGCCAUAACUAAAGACCUUCCAGAUGUGGAGGGAGACCGCAAGUUCCAGAUAUCAACCUUAGCAACCAAACUUGGUGUUAGAAACAUUGCAUUUCUUGGGUCAGGCCUUUUGCUGGCAAACUAUGUGGGAGCCGUACUUGCAGCAUCUUAUUUUCCCAUGGUUUUCAGAAGGAAUUUAAUGAUAGUAGCACAUUUGAUCUUGGCAUCAAGUUUGACUUUUCAGGCGUGGUUACUGGAACAGUCAAAGUAUACAAAGGAAGCAAUAUCAAAGUUCUAUCGAUUCAUAUGGAAUCUCUUCUACAUUGAAUAUAUUAUCUUCCCUUUCUUGUAGGGGAGGGAGAGAGAGAGAGUGAGUGAUUUGGCUUGUAUUAUUUGAUAAUGUAAAUUAUGAAAUUCCAGCCAAUGUAUUGCAGUUGAGAAGUUUCUUGUAUUAUAUUCAUUGUUCCAUA
Molecule: messenger RNA, 1576 nt
Organism: Nymphaea colorata (pocket water lily)
Lineage: Eukaryota; Viridiplantae; Streptophyta; Magnoliopsida; Nymphaeales; Nymphaeaceae
Product: homogentisate solanesyltransferase, chloroplastic
Exons: 10
Coding region: 244-1458 (404 amino acids)
Cellular component (GO): membrane
Molecular function (GO): prenyltransferase activity
Source: RefSeq, a predicted model, not a curated record